ACUAUAUUGGAGGUCUCAUCUGAAAUUAUAAGUUCUCAAAUUUGAUGUGAGGACGGAUAACAAUAAUUUUAAAGCCUAUCAGAAAUAAAAUGCAGAUAUUUUCUGUUCACAAUUAUUGCAAGUUGUUCUGUGAACCGAGCUAUUAUUAUUUUUUUCAUAAUAUACUAAGCCGGCCAUUAAAAAAAAAAAAAAAACAUGGAAAAACUCUUUAAUUGGCGAAAAUAAUUAGUUUAUUUACGAAGCAUUUUCAAAAAUUAUUGAAAAUUAUCAAUAAUUAUUAAUUAGGUUGCGAGUGCGCAUAUCCGUAAAAAAAAAAAAAAAAAAAAGGUAUAGCAGUUUUACCUUAUAGCUAUUCGUAAUUUUAGUUAAGGCAUCUGCUUGGUAAUAAGUAACUGCCCAAAUCUUUUUUUUUGCAUUCUAUUGAUAAUAGGCAAAUAUCAAAGAGAGGUUCAGGUAAGAUCUGGCAUUCAAUACAAAAAAAUCAUUCCUUUAUUUUAAUAAACUGACAUUUUUAAACCGUUUUUCACCGGUUUCUGGAACAAAUGGCUGUUUUUAGUCCUCUAAAUUGAAGGAGUCCAAAAAUUUCACCUGUUUAUGGAGUUGUGGACAUAACACGUUAGAACAUCUCCUAACGGUAUUGUGGUGAAUGAGUAUUUCAAUAAAUAAAAAAAUAAAUAAAAAUGCAACAUAAUUUGGCAAUUUACAUUAAAGCGGCAACGAAAAGUUAUGACAGCAAUAAAAUAUUGGAGAAUUUAUCAAUGUCUGUUGAAAGGGGCACAAUCUAUGGUCUUCUGGGUGCAAGUGGAUGUGGCAAAACAACCCUUUUAAAUUGUAUUAUAGGGAGAAAACCUUUGGAUAACGGUCAAGUUUGGGUAUUCGGUGAAAAAACAGGAACUAAAGACUGUGGAAUACCUGGACCAAGAGUGGGAUAUAUGCCACAAGAAAUCGCGUUGGUUCCAGAAUACACGGUAAAAGAAACGAUUUUUUUCUUUGGACGCAUUGCAAAUAUGGACGACAAAGAUAUCAGUGAUAGAUAUUAUCAGCUUUCGAGAUUGCUAGAACUUCCACCACAUAAUCAGUUUAUCAAAAAUUGUAGCGGCGGACAGCAAAGAAGAAUUUCAUUGGCGAGUGCUAUAGUACACGAACCAGAACUUUUAAUACUGGAUGAACCUACAGUUGGAGUGGAUUCACUUCUGAGAGAAAAAAUUUGGAGUUACUUAUUGGACUUGGUACAAGUGGGGAUAACAGUUGUACUGACCACUCAUUACGUUGAAGAAUGCAAAGGAGCACAUAAAGUUGGAUUUUUGAGAAACGGCUCUUUAUUGGCGGAACUUUCACCUCAAGCCGUUUUGACAGCAUUCAACUGUGAUACAUUGGAACAAGCUUUCUUGAUAAUUUGCAAAGAUAAAGAUGCAGGAAAGGAGUUUAAUGAGGAAAGUUUAUUGGAUCGACCAUCAAUGUCGAGUUCUAGUCGAUCGUUUGAUAUUUCAAAUUAUGAAUCUUCUGAGAAUAUAAAUAACCCUACAAAAAGACCAGGUAAAAAAGUCAGGACAUUUCUGAGUAUUAACGCCAAGAGACUUCAGGCUCAACUACACAAAAAUUGGAUACAAUUUAUCAGGAAUUACUUAGGUUUAUUUUUUUUUGGAAUUUUACCACUCGGCAUAACUUUAUUCUUCGUAUAUUGCAUAGGAGGUGACAUAAAACGUAUACCUAUAGGUACAGUGAACGCAGAAGUGCCAGGAGAUGGCUGCAAAUAUUAUAACAAAAAUAUGUCGGCCAUCAUUCCAGAUAAAGAUACUUAUAAGUGUACUUUUCAGAAUUUGAGCUGUAGAUUUUUGGAAUAUUUAGAUCAUCCGAUGGUUAAACAGAUUCGAUACGAAGACAAUGAAGAGGUUUUGCAAGACAUUGAACUUGGUAAACUUGUGGGGUACCUUUUCAUACCAGCUAAUUUUUCUGAGAGUUAUCAGAUAAAGGUUGAUGACAUUCUAGCUGUCAAUGAAACAAUCUUAGAAUUUAGUUCAAUCAAAGGUUUUAUGGAUAUGAGCAAUAAACCAGUUGGUGGUACCAUGAAAGAAAAAUUAAUAGAACUAUAUUUAGAUUUCCAAAAGGACUUGUAUAAGGAUUGCAUGUGGGAUGAAAGAACGGGACAGUCUCCUAUGAAAGAGGAAUAUUUAUUUGGCAAGAAAGACGAUUCCUUCUUGGUUUUUAUGAUUCCCGCAUUGAUACUUACGUUUGGAUAUAAUUUCAGUAUAAUGAUGACGUCACAAAUCAUUGUAUCUGAGAAAAGUGAAGGUACGUGGGAUAGAUUACUGGCCUCAGGAGUUUCAACCCUAGAAGUGACGCUUGGACAUUUGCUGCUACAAUUAACAAUGGCGUUGUCUCAUACAUUUAGCCCUAUAAUUGUUAUCGUUUACAUUUAUGGCUUAGAGCAUACAGGCUCUGUUUUUCAUAUGAGUAUUGUUAGUUACUUGACUAACAUUUGUGGACUUGUAACAGGUUUUUGGUUGUCGUUUGUUUGCAAAAAUCAUACACAAGCCCAUUAUUUAAACACAGCUAUAAUUUUUCCUGUAACGCUACUCACUGGUCUGAUGUGGCCAGUUGAAAGCUUUCCCCAUGUACUUCAAAUAAUAGCCAAAUGUCUCCCAAUGACUCUUCAAGCUAUAGCAUUGAGAAACAUUAUCAAGAAAGGUUGGUCCAUAUGGAGGUACGAAGUUGUUCUGGCAAAUUUGAUACCAUUAGCGUGGAUUUUGGUAAUGGUUGUAAUGAGUAUAGUGCAUAUUAAAAGAUUAAAAUAAAAUGCAAACUCUAUUUAUCGUUUAAUAUCUGCUUUCGGAUAGCCCAGUCGAGCGUGUUCCGAUUGCAGUUACAGAUAAGGGACUACAUUGCUGAUUGUUUCUGGAAGGAACCCAUUUAUCGAGGGAGUUAGAACAAGUGUUGUUGAAAGCUUCCUCUAUGUCGAUCAAGACUACUACCACAAUCCCCUUGUUGUCAAGGCAGUGACUGAUUUUUGAGGUCCAUGGACCAUUCUCUCAGGAGCAAGUCCUUAUUUACCUCUCUAGUAGGUGGACUGAUGAACACUCGCGAGUUGUCCCCCAGACUUUUCAGAAAAAAUGGUUUAUAGGUCUGAACGAUCUACGUUGGUGGUAUGUUCUGCGUGACGUUUAAACCUCCGACACCUAAUUGUGUCGAAUGAUAAAAGGGCCAGAAAUUAAAACGGUAGCGUGCCACUAGGGAUAUCGACUCUAAUCCCACUGAGCUGGAUUAUACGAUUAUUUGACUAGAAUUAGAGUGCCUUUUUCUAACUCUUGCGUUUGUUGCCAGUUUGCAGCUAGCCCGAGAGGAGUUAUUACAGAUUUGCAAAAAAAAAAUAGUUUGAUUUCGUAGUAAACAUACUUAAAGCAGUUUAUUUAAGAAGAAAAAUGAUAUACCUAGGCGCGGAAUGAAGAAAAUAACAAUAAAAAUAUUAACAGUGACUAAAUAAUGAAUGAUGUUGGGUUAAAAUCACAAAUGAAGAUAAAAGCAUGCGGUGGAUGCGCUGGGUAAAAACUUGGGUAAAAAUAACAAUAACAAUAACAAUUGAAGAUGAUCUAAUUAAUGUGUCUAUACACAAAUCGAAAUAAGGCGAACAAGAUGCGCUGGGGAAGAAUAACAAUAGCAACUGGACUGGAGGUGAUCUAAUUAAUGUGUUUACACAUAAGUGGAAAUAUAGCGAACAACGCUAAAAUAACAAGUGCAAGUUAUCAUCAUCAUGUCAGGCGAUCACUCGAUACGAGUAUCGUAUCUUCUUCUAUCAUAUUCUUAUUGUCGUUCUAUUCUCCCUUAUUUUCGUCGAUUCUACGUUUUUGGAUGGCUAUAUAAACCAAAGAUAUGAACCAAUUCUGGACCUGCACACACUUCCACAGUUUUGGCACACCCAGUUUUUUCCUCUGUUCUCUCGCUCCUUCCUGAGGUCACAUAUUCGCCUUUUGAACAUCUUUGAAGCGUUUUUGUUGACCUUCUUGAUUUCGUUUUUCCUCUUUCAGUUGAGUUUAGAGAAUCUGUCGUGGAAGGCGUGUUUUGGGCAUGCAGACGAGGUGAAAUGUCCAGCGGAGUUGGUGCUUUUAACGAUAAGGGCUUCCAUGCUAGUUGUUUUGUCCUAAUUGUCCUCCUCUAGAACACUGAUGAUCGUUCGUCGGUGUUGCCAUUUAUUCCAU
Molecule: messenger RNA, 4193 nt
Organism: Ceutorhynchus assimilis (cabbage seed weevil)
Lineage: Eukaryota; Metazoa; Arthropoda; Insecta; Coleoptera; Curculionidae
Source: the annotation of a GenBank genome assembly